AUGAGGAAGAAGUUGAAUGCUUAUGAUGACGUUCCUGAGAAGCGGUUUGAGGAUUACCUUGAUUGGAGUUCAACUAUGGAUAAGACUUAUAAGAAUGGCAAAGUCUGGACUCAUCAAGAAUUUGGAGCCAUUAAACUAGAGCCCUGGUUGAUCCUUGCAGACAGAGAAUCAUUUAUUGAUGUAUUUAAGGAUUAUUGUGUACAGGAAAGGUUUGGUGUCUUUGUUGAAAAGAGUGACAUACUGAGGUAUAUAACAAGAUGUGCUAUAGAUUCAUGCAACUGGAGAAUUCAUGUUUCUACAAUGACUGACAAACUUUGCAAACAUCUACAAUCAGAUAUUCAAGCUAACCAUGACAUUCCAGUAGAGUCUUUACAGAGAAUCUGUAUGGAAAGGUUUAGGAUUCAAGUUAAAAAAAGGUUGUUUUACAUGGUGAAAGCUAUGGCAAAGGCGAUUAUACAUGGUGGUUUUGGAGAGGCCUACUCCCUUCUUCCUAGGUAUGCUGAGAUGGUGAAACCAACCAACCUAGGGAGUUAUGCUCAAGUGACAUGGACACAAGGUUCUGCAAAUGUGCAACCUAGAUUCAAGGCUUGCUUUUUUUCUUUUGCUGCCAAAGUUAGGGGUUUUUUGACAGGUUGUAGACCAAUUAUUGGUAUUGAUGGGGCCCAUCUCAGUGGAUAUUUUAAGGGCAUUUUGUUAACAGCAAUUGAAAUUGAUGGGAACAAUGAGAUUUUUGUGAUUGCUUAUGGCAUAGUUAAUAUAGAGAGUAUUGACACUUGGGGUUAA
Chenopodium quinoa (quinoa) is the source of this 783-nucleotide messenger RNA. RefSeq lists its product as uncharacterized. Bases 1 to 783 code for a protein of 260 amino acids. The record is from RefSeq and is a predicted model, not a curated record. The transcript is spliced from 2 exons. NCBI's taxonomy places the organism in Eukaryota, Viridiplantae, Streptophyta, Magnoliopsida, Caryophyllales, Amaranthaceae.